This is a messenger RNA of Trachymyrmex septentrionalis, 6579 nucleotides long. It is a transcript of the gene DNApol-theta, whose product is annotated as DNA polymerase theta. Gene Ontology annotation, molecular function: DNA-directed DNA polymerase activity; ATP binding; DNA binding. The transcript has 21 exons. The record is from RefSeq and is a predicted model, not a curated record. Lineage: Eukaryota; Metazoa; Arthropoda; Insecta; Hymenoptera; Formicidae. Gene Ontology annotation, biological process: double-strand break repair via alternative nonhomologous end joining; DNA-templated DNA replication. The coding region runs from base 20 to 6562 and encodes 2180 amino acids.
CUUGCAAAACGAAGGGAUUAUGCAGUCUUUCGGCGAUGACACUUUACUUGCUUGCAUAAACGUUGAAAAGAAGCAUCAAAUUUUACAAAAGCAAACUGAAGGUAAAAUUCAAGAAUUGCAGGAAGAAAAUGUUAGUGAUCUUGGUAAAUAUUUCAAGUCGAACUCACUGCUGUCGGAAUUCGCGAACACACAGAACAAUGUGGAUAAAUUAAAGUCGUCUGAUUCUGAAACAAAAAAGAUAGAAGAAAAGAAGAUGUCUGUGAAGUAUUUUGAGGAUAGUAUUUUAUUUCCCGAAGCCAACAGCAGAAGGAAUUUAUCCCCGGCCUUCAGUGCUCAAAAAGGAAACAGCUUACCGUCCCAAAAAAAACGGAGUCCUCAUAGAACAAACAACAAGAAUGUUGAUACCAAUUUGAAGGAGAAACAUCGCCUUGAUAUAACUAACAGUACAAAGAAAUGCGAAAAAUUUAGUACUCAGGGUCUUUAUAAAAAUAAGUCUUCUAAUAACAUACAAAAUGCAAUAAGUAGUAGUGAUGUCAUCAGAUUAUCAGCUGUUAAUUCUACAUAUAAUGAAGAAAAUUCAGAAUUUGUUAUUUCAUCUCCACCUAUUGGCACUCAGGAUCGUUGUAAAUUGGCAUCGUGGGGUUUACCGCCAUAUAUUCUACAAAAAUAUAUUGCUCGUGGAGUAGAAGAAAUGUUUACAUGGCAAAUGGAAUGUUUGUCAAAUCAUCUAGUAAUGCAAGAGAGCAAGAAUCUUGUGUAUUCCGCACCUACCUCUGCAGGAAAAACUUUUGUCGCUGAAAUGCUAUUAAUUAAAACUGUUCUAGAAAAAAAGAAGAAAGUAAUCUUUAUCCUGCCAUUUGUGUCUGUUGUUAGAGAAAAGAUGUAUUAUUUUCAGGAUUUACUGUCUGACAUUGGAAUAAAAGUGCAUGGAUUUAUGGGAGGGAGUGUUCCACCUGGAGGAUUUGCCACUACUGACGUUGCAGUAGCUACUAUAGAGAAGGCGAAUUCUUUGGUGAAUCGUUUAAUGGAAGAGAACGAUUUGAGUAGCUUAGGAGCUGUGAUAAUAGAUGAAUUGCACCUACUUGGUGAUCCUAAUCGUGGCUACCUCUUAGAAUUGCUUUUGACAAAGUUGAAAUACAUGACUAUUCACAAUAAUGAUGUCAAUAUACAACUGAUAGGUAUGUCGGCCACACUGCCAAACUUAACUCUGUUAGCCAAAUGGUUAAAUGCAGAACUAUACAAGACUGAAUUUCGGCCCAUACCUUUAAAUGAAUAUUGCAAGAUAGGAGCAAAUAUAUAUGACAACAAAUUGACUCUUGUCAGAAAAUUAAUAGAAUCACAAGAAUUAGGAACAGAUGUAGAUAAUAUUCUACAGCUUUGUAUUGAGACAAUAAGCGCCGGUCAUAGUGUGUUGAUUUUCUGCCCCACAAAGAAAUGGUGUGAGAAAUUAGCAGAACAAAUUGCUACAGCUUUCUUCAAGCUAGGUUGUGGAGAUACAAAGUUUGGUGAGAUGUUAAAGAAAGAAAUAGAUUCCACAUUGAUCCAAGAAACUUUAGAACAAUUAAAACGCAGUCCAAGUGGUUUAGACAAUAUUUUAAAGAACACGAUUUCAUUCGGCACUGCGUUUCAUCAUGCUGGUCUCACGAUGGACGAGCGUGAUAUUAUAGAAGGAUCUUUCAGAACGGGAUCCUUGAGGGUUCUUAUAGCAACAUCAACAUUAAGUAGUGGAGUAAACUUACCCGCACGAAGAGUAAUCAUAAGAUCACCUUUAUUUGGUGGCAGUCCGUUAAAUACUUUAACUUACAAACAAAUGAUAGGACGUGCUGGUCGCAUGGGGAAAGAUAGUGCAGGAGAAAGUAUAUUAAUAUGUAAACCGAACGAACGUAAUGCAGCUGCAUCAUUGCUCUCUGCUGCUCUGGAUCCAAUUGAAUCUUGUCUCAAUGAUUCCACGUUAUUAAUAAGGGCGCUCUUAGAAGCGGUAGCUAGUGAAGUUCUAUACACGUACACAGAUUUACAGCUGUAUAUUAACUGUACUUUGUUAAGCUUGAAUGAACAAUCUGAUGUGCAAACAUUUUCUAAUGAAGCGAUAAAAUUUUUAUUAGAUAAUGAAUUUUUAUUAUUACAAACUACAGAGCGAGAAUCUAGGUGGGUGGCAACGCCGCUUGGAAAAGCAUGUUUGGCCGCGUCUAUACCUCCUAGAGAAGGGUUGUUUCUAUUUGAAGAAUUACAGAAAGCACGAAGAUGCUUUGUUUUGGACACUGAAUUGCAUGUGAUUUAUUUGGUUACUCCACUCUCGUCCGGAUGUCAAAUUGGAACGGUCGAUUGGAUGACGUUUCAUGAAUUGUGGAACAUCAUGUCUGAAAGCGAGCGCAGAGUUGGAAAGCUCGUCGGAGUAGAAGAGCGUUUUGUAUUAUCAGCUGUUAGAGGAAUUGUUAAAUCUGGGAAAUCGUUGAGUAUACAUAGAAGAUUCUAUAGCGCACUGGCAUUACAUGAUUUGGUUAAAGAAGUGCCACUUCAUGCAGUUUGUAAAAAAUAUGGAUGUUGUCGCGGAGUAUUGCAAACCUUACAACAAUCUGCUGCCACAUACGCAGGUAUGGUCACACAAUUUUGCAAGCAAUUAGGUUGGGAUUGCAUGGAAUUAUUGGUGAGCCAAUUUCAAACGAGAUUGCAAUUCGGCGUCUGCAGAGAAUUGUUAGAUUUGCUGCGAUUGCCAAUGUUAAAUGGCUUGCGAGCAAGAAGCUUAUAUAAACAAGGAAUAGAAACCGUAGCAGACUUAGCUAUUGCUAAUGAGCUUAACGUUGAACGCGCGCUUUACAAUGCACUCCCUUUUGAAAGCGAGAAAGAAUGUGAAGGAGAGUAUGCAUUUGAUGUGGAAAAGAGAAAUAAAAUGAGAACAGUAUUCGUCACUGGAAGAGAUGGUCUUACACCUCAACAAGCUGCAAUUUUAUUGGUUCAAGAGGCACGGAUGUUAAUUCAGAACGAAUUGGGGCUGGAACAGAUGCCAUGGGAACAAAAUGAACAAUCUCUACAAGUAAAUACAUGUGUCAAAAAUAUUGAAGAUACAUCUGACAUAAAAGAAAAAAUUCAGAGUUUGGAUGUAAAGAACUCUCCGAAAAUGAGAACAUCCAUUAUAGAAAAUUCAUUACAUGUAAAAUCGCCCAUGAGUAACGAAAAUCAAAAGGAAAAUAAUCCCAAACUUGACAUACGUAAAGAAAAUGAAACCAAUGUGUCCGACAAGAACGAAGUAAUUGAAUCGAACAGUCAACAUUUAUGUGAAGCUAAUUUGUUACCUAAAAUCUUAGAAGACGAUAGAAAUUCAUCUUUUCUCGACUUAAGUAGUCUCGACAUAAUAGCAAACGAUGAAUUAGAUAUUCCUACAGAAAAAAUAAUUUUUUCCGCGACUGAUAGCAGCACUAAAAUAAAGAGAAGUAGCAAAAAUUCAGAACAACUCAACUUUAUUACUAAUGAUAUACCCAACAAAAAGUUAAAAAUUUCCAGCAUAAAUGAGAAAAAUAACGAUGAAAAUUUGAUAAACAAAGACAAAAAUACAUUUAUUAUAAGCAAGGAUGUUAAACCAUCUUAUUCAAGGAGUCCCAGUCUAUUCGAUGAUAGUUUGAAUCUUGACACCCAAAUGUGCGAUAUUCUUGAGCAAAAUGUCAUGGAUAUCACGCAUUUGACGGGAUUAAAUUCUAAAGCAUUCGUGAGUGAAUUGGACGCCACGAAUGCACUGCAAAAAGAAUCUACAAGUUCAAAUACUGGCAAUGUGCAAUUGUGUGACAAAAAUAAUGUGAAAAGUAUAGGUACAGCUAAUUUACAAUCCAAAAACAGUAUAUUGUCGUGGGGUGAUGAUUCGUGGAUUAAUUGUGAAGGAUUGCUGAAACAGAUAGCUCAAGAUCAAAAUGUAAUUCAAUCCAAGAAGGACAUAUCUAAUUCCAAAAUUAAAAAUAUUGUAAAUACAAAUAUAUCUCUUGCAUUAAAAAAUACGAAAACUUGCACACAAAGCAAUAAGGAAAGUACGAUUAAAAUGGAUAUUAAAAAACGUACUGCCGCACUUAAGGAGAAAGCGCCACGAAAAUCUAAACUGUCAAGAAAAGCGGAGAUAGAUUCUCCUGUGGCAAAUAUAAUCGUUUUCAAAAAGGAACGAAAGACGUCCGCAGAUUCAAAUAAAUCUGAUUCAGAUGACUUUAUCGUUGGUUCGCAGCAUUUCGAAUCUCCUUUCAGUAGUAAUAAAAGCCGUACAAAAACGACGUUAGAAAAAAUACGUAAGCUGCGUUCUCAGAAACUUGCUCAGGAGGAUACAUUAACGGAAAUGAAUAAUUGUUUAAUAAAUUCUCCUAUAAAAGAAACAUCAAAUGACAAGGUAGAUAAAAUAAAAGAAGAAGAACGGGAAAUGACGUCAAAAUUGAAAGAAAUUCCAGCACAAAAUCCAUCUGCGAGUAUCGACAGUGUUAUAUAUAAUUCCGAAGAUGAGAUAGCGAAUAAUUUGACGAGAUCAACUCUUAAGACGAAGCAAUAUGAGAUACAAUCAAAUAAUUUAGAUAAAAAUGUAAAAUUAAAGAUAGAAAAUGUAUUACCUGAUAAGAAAAAGAAUUUGUUGAACGAAACGAUAGAGUGGAAUACAUUGAAUAUUGUGAAAGUUGCGAACAAUAGAGCGACUUUUAAUCUAUUCAAACGCGAAAUAUUAAAGAAGCGAAAUAUCGCGUUAGCCUUACAUUGUGACUUACAUAUAGAUGAUACGACUAAUAUAGGUUCGAAGAUUUGUGCUUCCAAUGCAGAAGGAAAACGAAAAUCCAGAAGGUCUGGGAAUUAUUCGCAUGGAAAUAAAGAAAUUCGCGGUGUUGCAAUAUCCUGGGAGAGCAAUAUUGCAUAUUAUAUCUCCUUCAGUAAUUCACAAGAAUCAAAAGUCUCUGGAAAGGAACAAAUGGCUCUAUUAAAAGAUCUACUUUAUGAUACAACUUUAUACAUGAAAUGUUUCGCGAUAAAAGAUAUAUACAAACUUCUGUAUCAAUGUUGUGGAAUCACCGCCAAAUGUAGAUUUCUUGAUCCUGUAAUUGGACAUUGGUUAUAUACUAAUGAUUCCGAAAGAAAUUUCAAUGAAAUGGUACUGCAAUAUUUUCAACAAGGAAAUGUUAUAAUGAAACGUAUAAAAUCUUGUUACUGUUCCGGUCCUGGAAUGGAUGUGCAAAAUUCUUUACCAGGCGAAUUUAGAUCAGCAGCAGAAGCUGUGCUUACAUGGCAUAUGAUGGAUAAUAUUAUGAAUAAAUUAGAAGAACUUAAUCCUACUCUACUUUAUACAUUUAGAGAAGUAGAAAUGAGAAUUAUGACAACUUUAGCUUGUAUGGAAUUGUCAGGCAUUGGCGUGAAUCUAAAAUCUUUGCAAGAGUUAUCAUCAGUUGUGUCAAAUGAAAUGCAAUCUUUAGAAACAAAAGCUUAUAAUUUAGCAGGUAGAAAAUUUAAUUUUUCAUCAUCCAAAGAAGUCGGUCAGGUAUUAGGAUUAUAUAAAGAUAAAAAAGUCAGUACAAGCAAAACUGUUUUGGAAAAAUGUGAUAAUCCAAUAUCGACCUUGGUGAUUUCCUGGCGAAAAUUAAAUGCAACAAGAACAAAAAUGAUUUAUCCAUUACUUAAUCUAGCCCAAGGAGACUCUCGUGUUCGUGGUAAUUGUAUUACUUGUACAGUAACGGGAAGAGUCUCGAUGCACGAACCAAAUUUGCAAAAUGUGCCAAAAGAUUUUAGUUUUGCAGACAAUAAUCUUGUUGUGAGCGUAAGGAUGGCAUUUGUACCAGCUCUAGGCAACAUAAUGCUAUCCGCUGACUAUUGUCAACUCGAAUUACGCCUCUUGACUCAUUUUUCACAAGAUUCGGUAUUGUGCAAAAUCAUGAAACAGCCGGGUGACAUUUUUAAAAAUAUUGCUGCUAAAUGGAAUAACGUAGCAGAAGAACAGGUAACCAGUGAAAUGCGUCAGCGUACCAAACAAUUAUGUUACGGUAUGAUUUAUGGCAUGGGGGUGAAAUCAUUGGCCGAAAAUCUAUGUAUAAGUGAACCUGAAGCUCAAGAGUUUUUAGAGUCUUUUAUGAGCGCAUAUCCUGGCAUAUAUAAAUGGUUAAAUGACGUAUUAGAAGAAGCACAUCAUGAUGGAUAUGUAACAACGUUACUUGGAAGACGCAGACAACUUCCGGAUUUAAGUAAUACAAAAUCAUCUGUGAGAGCACAAGCAGAACGACAAAGUGUAAAUACAAAGGUACAAGGUUCCGCCGCAGACAUAGUUAAGAAAGCCAUGAUAAGUAUAGAAGACAAGAUAAGAUGUUACUUUCCGGAUUCGGCUAUAAUAUUUCCAGAGGUGCAUACCACUCGCAAACUACGAAGCAAUUUACAACAAAGAGGUGGUUAUUUAGUUUUACAGUUACACGAUGAAUUAUUAUACGAAAUCAACUUAGCAGAUUUAAAGAAAGUUGCUGUUAUAAUCAGAGAAUCAAUGGAAAAUGUGUGCCAACUUACUGUGCCAUUGCCAAUAAAAAUCAGAGUUGGACCUGCAUGGGGUGAUUUAAACGAUUAUCAAUUUUAGCAGACAUAUCUAAUCAU